Arachis ipaensis is the source of this 1449-nucleotide messenger RNA. NCBI's taxonomy places the organism in Eukaryota, Viridiplantae, Streptophyta, Magnoliopsida, Fabales, Fabaceae. The record is from RefSeq and is a predicted model, not a curated record.
AUGGCAGAUUCAAGUUUGGAAGGCUCGACAGGUGGUCCAAGAACCAUGGAUAUGAAUCAGAUAGCAUCAUUUCUGAGUCAGAUAUCAGCGAUUCAAGCGCACAUCGCGAAAACCAGUAAUCCAGUUCAAGAUCCAACAAAUGCCUAUUUUCUUCACCCAUCAGAAAACCCAGGUAUCCCCAUAACUACUGUUGUUCUUACUGGUCAGAACUAUAGUACAUGGAGUAGAGAAAUGUGGAGAGCACUCAAAUCAAAGAACAAAAUAAAAUUCGUUGAUGGAAGCAUCACAAAACCAGAGAGCACAGAUCCAUUGUUUGAAAUAUGGGAAAGGUGUAACACUUAUGUAAUUGGCUGGAUAAAUCUUUCACUUAGUCCAGAUAUUCGUCAAAGUGUAACAUGGAACAAUCUUGCUAGUGAUUUGUGGCUUGAUCUGAAGCAACGCUAUUAUCAAGGGGAUAGGUACCGUGUUGGUGAAUUAUAUGAAGAACUAUACACAUUAAGACAAGGCGAAUUGGAUGUGACAUCCUACUACACGAAACUCAAAACAAUUUGGGAAGAAAUUGACAAUUUUCGGCAAAUACCAUCAUGUGAAUGUGGUAUCACGUGUCAAUGUGAUCUAGGAGUAAUUAGAAGUCAAAGGGAGGAAGACAGAAUUGUGAAGUUUUUGAGAGGAUUGAAUGAGCAAUAUUCUACCGUGCGGUCUCAGAUCAUGCUCUUGGACAAGUUGCCGAGUCUGAAUGUGGUGCUCUCCAAGCUUACUCAACAAGAGAGACAGUUCCUCAGCCUUGAAACUACCUCAGACAUUCAAAUUUUGGCGGCACCUACCAAUUCCUUGAACACUGCUAUGCCUUCUCAAGGCAGAGGGAGAGGAAGAGGUAGGGGAGGCAGGUUUCAAGCUGGGGGGAGGAGCAGAGGAGGCAGAACAAGGAUGCAGUGUUCGUUUUGUGACAAAACUGGACACACAGUAGAUACGUGUUACAAGAAACACGAACUUCCUCCUCAUCUAAGGCAAAGAAGCACUAACUCUGCCCCAGCAAUGAUGAAUUGCUUCAACACAGGUGAAGAAAUCGAUGAGAGCAAUGAUGAUCUCGGUUUCAAUCAACCCCAGUUGGAGGAGAAGAAGACUACAGGGAGCGAUUUCACUCCAGAACAAAAGGAAGCUUUGCUGGCCUUACUCAAUAAGCAAGACGUGCAACAUAUUCAUAGUGUGAACCACAUUUUAACUCAACCUCAGCCACCUCCUCAUGGUAAAGUGACACAUAUUCUGCAUUUUAAAUCUCACAUAAAGGCUCUUAAUGUUUGCAUACAAAAGUAUAAACCUUGGGUAAUAGACACUGGUGCCACUGACCAUGUGUCAUAUUGCCUCAGGGAUUUUUCUGAAACAUUUAAAAUUGAUCCGAUCAUUGUCAAACUCCCUAAUGGUACUUCCACUGUGAGCUGCACUUACUAA